Chanos chanos (milkfish) is the source of this 2244-nucleotide messenger RNA. RefSeq names its product angiopoietin-like 3 (gene angptl3). Gene Ontology annotation, biological process: phospholipid homeostasis; triglyceride homeostasis; cholesterol homeostasis. Bases 170 to 1564 code for a protein of 464 amino acids. The transcript is spliced from 7 exons. Lineage: Eukaryota; Metazoa; Chordata; Actinopteri; Gonorynchiformes; Chanidae. The record is from RefSeq and is a predicted model, not a curated record.
GGAGAAGGAGAAUAGGAGAAAAGGAAGGAAGAAUACAUCUCAACUACAGAAGUGAAGACAAAGUUGACAGUACAGACGAUAGAGCAAACAAAUAUAGAAAAAGGAAAAUAAAAGGGACGAAAAGCAAUCCACAAAGUUAGAUGAGACAACAGAUACACUACUCAUCAAUAUGAAGCUAUUUUGCCUGCUGAUACUAGUGAGUCUCACCGUUACGAAGGCUAUGCCUUCUGCAAAGGGCUCUGCCACUCAGGCACCUUUCCUGACCACGCUGUCUCCGACAGAGGGCAAGUCACGCUUCGCCAUGCUGGACGACGUGCGUCUACUGGCUAACGGUCUUCUCCAGUUGGGCCAGAGUUUGCGAGAAUUUGUACACAAGACCAAGGCGCAAAUCAACGACAUCUUACAGAAGCUGAAUAUCUUUGACCGUUCCUUCUACCAGCUCUCAGUGGUCACCAAUGAGAUUAAGGAGGAAGAAGAGGAGUUGAAAAGGACAACAACAUUCCUCAAAGCCAACAAUGAGGAGAUCAGGAACCUGUCCCUGGAGAUCAACUCCAAGAUCAACAGCAUUCUUCAGGAGCGGACGCAGCUCCAGAGUAAAGUUGGAGGUCUGGAGGAGAGGCUCCGGGGCUUGUCUGAGAGCAUGGUCCCCGUGGAGCAGCUCCAGGAAAUAUCUUCACUCAAGGAGGUGAUUGAGUCUCAGGAGAGGACGAUCACAGACCUACUGAAAUCUGUCAGAGAACAGCACGAACAACUCAACUAUCAGAAGAUUAAGAUAAAGAGUCUCGAAGAAAAGCUCAUUUAUGAGACCUUCCAAGACACUUUGGAGAAGCCCACAGAUUCAAACGCUGACACAACACACAUUUUGGGAUACCUCACAAGCAAUGAAACCGACAUCAGCAUGGACACAAAUGACCUGCCUCUGGACUGCAGUGGGCUCAUCGACCGGGGACAGAAGAACAGCGGCAUAUAUACAAUCAAGCCCAAUAACUCAGAACCAUUUUACGUCUACUGCGAGAUGACAAGCGACGGUGCUGCUACAGUAAUUCAGCGACGAUUGGAUGGAUCUGUGGACUUCGACCAGACAUGGGACAAGUACACAAAGGGAUUUGGGGACCUGGAGAAGGAGUUUUGGCUGGGUCUGGAGAAGAUUUAUGCCAUUUCCAGACAGGGAGAGUACAUCCUACACAUCCAGCUGGAGGACUGGAGAGAAGAGAGACGAUUCGUGGAGUACACCUUUACUUUGGACGGCCCGUCGUCCGACUAUACUCUUCACCUGGCGCACCUGUCAGGAAAUCUGCCAGACAUCAUGGGUAACCACACUGGGGUGAGGUUCUCCACCAAAGACAAUGACGUCCACGAAGUCUCCACCUGCACUCGCAACUACACAGGUGGUUGGUGGUUCGGUGCCUGUGGGGACGCCAACCUUAACGGCAGUUAUAUGUGGCUACGCUCCAGGAACCACUCUCUGCGGAGGAAAGGGAUAUACUGGAGGUCUGAGAGAGGGAUCUCCUAUACCCUCAAGUCGACUAAAAUCUCCAUAAGGCCAACAUUUCACUUCCAGUGAUCCUCAACCUUCCCCCAUCCCGGUUACUGUGGUAACCACAGCUGCCACGGUCAGACCAGAAACACUGACCCGUUAAAGACUGAUGAUGCAACCAAUUCAGGCCAAUGACCUGGGGCAGCCAAUUCAGGCCAAUGACCUGUGGCUGCAGAUACACUGCAUGUGUAGUUAGAACUUCAUGUUUCUGUUCAUGUGCAAUCCUAACAUUCACUGAGUCAAUAAUGAUGUGAUCAAAAAUAUUUAAGCAGAUAUUCAAAGCUAGGACAGUUCAGAAUAUACAUAUGCAAAAUUGGUAUCACAUCUGGAUGAAGGACAGGUAUGUUUAGCAUUUUUGUUUAUUAUUUGGGUUAUCAUUCAGCACACUUACCUUUUGUACCCAUAAGCAUUUCAACGAGUAGAUUAGAACGCAUACAAACACAGAGAAUGUAUGUCUUGUUUUUUCAUGUAUUUUAAUGUAAUACUGUGUUUAAGAGGUGCAUUCAUUACUGUGAAACAGCAACAUUCACGGAGUGGGCUGUUUGACCACUUACAUGGCUUCAUUUACAUUAUUGAGUCAUAUUGACUCUUGGCUACUCUUUGAACAUUCAUGACCAUCCUGUAUAUAUUUUGUUGAUUCUAAAAUCUUUCUUUAUCAAAGACUGUCUGGUGCACAUCGUUAGGGAAAUAAAACUAGAGAAUUCAAA